AUCCAGGCCCUCUACCAAUUUUAUCUUCCGAAUCGCAAUUUCAAAUUAAAAGCCUAAAGAUCUAUGGAGCUCAUUAUUCUGCACUUAAUCCAUUUUUUUCUUUAAUUAUUAAAAUGCCCAAACGAGAGAGAUACA
Dentiscutata heterogama is the source of this 135-nucleotide messenger RNA. The record is from the annotation of a GenBank genome assembly. NCBI's taxonomy places the organism in Eukaryota, Fungi, Glomeromycota, Glomeromycetes, Diversisporales, Gigasporaceae.